Molecule: messenger RNA, 3348 nt
Organism: Nematolebias whitei (Rio pearlfish)
Lineage: Eukaryota; Metazoa; Chordata; Actinopteri; Cyprinodontiformes; Rivulidae
Gene: fbh1
Product: F-box DNA helicase 1
Exons: 21
Coding region: 1-3201 (1066 amino acids)
Biological process (GO): double-strand break repair via homologous recombination; replication fork processing
Cellular component (GO): nucleus
Molecular function (GO): ATP binding; 3'-5' DNA helicase activity; protein binding
Source: RefSeq, a predicted model, not a curated record
AUGGAGUUCGCUGCUAAAGGAAGGGCCAAGAGAAAGCACCUGAACUCACAGGACUGUGAGGAACUGGGACAAUGUUCAAAUUCUCUCACCCAGCCCCACUCGUCCAACCAGGGCCGGAGAUACAACCACCCCAACCGGGGGCUUUACCCCAGGACCCCCAGAAAGCAACGAAAGACGGCUUCUGCUGCAGGAAGUCCCUCCGGGAAGCAGAAGGCCAUCAACGACUUCUUCUCCGUGGUUAACAUCAUCAGUUCCAGUCCGAACAAAUCUCUGCCCUCUACAUCCACAUAUCAAGAAGGAUCAGCGUUUGUGGAAAACGAUGACGAGGAUGAUGAUGAUGUUAGCUUGUUGGCCACCCAGUGUGAGCCCAUGGCAGAUGAGGAAGAGGAGAUCGAUGAUGAGACUUUGUUAGCUGCAGAAAUGCUGCCAGAGUUUGAGGCAGAGAUGAGUCAGUUCAGAGGCGCCUGCCAGUCAGGUGCUGGUGCGGCACCUGGAUGUGAGCCAAAAGACGAAGACUAUCUGGAGGGACUGACGGCUGAGAUGUUUGAGGACGACGAGGACUUUGAUGGAGGCUGCAAUCAAGAGGAAGACGUUGAGCCUCUCCCUGAUGCUCACUUUGGACUCCUGGGGAGCAGCAGAGUCCUGCUCCAACCACAGAGCUGCAUGGACGAUCUCCCUGAGGAGGUGCUGAGGCAAAUCCUGUGUCUGCUUCCUGCAGUGGACCUUUACCGCAGCGCCAGCCUCGUGUGCCACUGCUGGAGGAACAUCGUUCACGACCCCAAGUUUGUGCCUUUUAAAAAGCAAUACUAUCGCUUCAUGAUGAAAGAAAGAGAGACGAUGAAGGAGGUCUUCUUCACACUGAAGAAAAGCAACAUCAGAGGUCCUUCGCCUUCAGCGUUCAGCUUACGAAAGCUCGUGGUGUUAAUGGCUCAGCAUAACGUCGGGGAGCGCGUGAGGCCAGAGGACGUCCUGGAGCGCGUCAAGAAGCAUCGCCUCUUCCCUCAGGCCGAAGCCUCUAUCAGAUUACGUAUUCCUGAUAUUCAGAAGUUUUUUCAUCUUGGCAUCGAGGGUCCUAACCCGUACGCAGCCAUGGCCAUGGUUCUGAUCCUCAGCGAGCAAGUUGGGGACGUGCAGGACUUGGUGUCUCUGCUCGCCGGCUGCCUGUCUCUAACAGCCAUCACAGAGUACCUCAGCCACAUGGCCAUGAUGCUGCUCGCUUUGGAGAGGAACAAGAUUUCCAUCAGCAACAGGUUGCACUACAACAUCUACUAUGUGCUUCACAUGCUGGAGAAUGGACCGUUUUCUGUCAGCUCCGGUCAGACCGGGAGCCCCCAGAUUCAGCUCACACGAGAACAGCAGCAAAUCCUGAGCCACGAUAUCCAGCGUGACCACGUGGUCAAGAUCAUAGCGUUUGCAGGCACAGGGAAAACAACCACGCUGAUAAAGUAUGCCGAGCAGCGGCCACACCUCCGCUUCCUCUACGUGGCUUUCAACAACUCCGUGGCGUGUGAGGCGCGACGCCGCUUCCCCUGCAACGUGGACUGCAAGACCGCCCACUCUUUAGCCUACAAUGACGUUGGCAAGAUAUAUAAAAAUCACCAAAAGAUGACCUUUAACGUGAGUCUGUUCUCCGUCAACUGUGCUCUGCCGUCCGGACGGGGCGGCUUCACCAAAGCUAAAGUUGUAUCCACAAUUCUCAACGCAUUCAUGGCAUCAGCGGACCCGACCAUUAACUCCAGCCACGUCCCCGAAGACUACGUCUAUCAUAAGGGCCUCAGGAAAAUCAUAGAUUCUGAAGAACAAGAGUGGUUUAUCUGCACUGCAAAUAUGAUCUGGAACAAAAUGAAGGAUGUAAAGGAGAAAUCCAAACAUGCCUACCUUAUGCCCCACGAUGGUUACCUGAAGUUGUGGCAGCUCAGAAACCCAAAGCCGUGCCUGUCAGACCAGUAUGAUGCAAUCUUCAUAGACGAGGCUCAGGACUGCACACCUGCCAUCAUGGACGUGCUGCUUUCCCAGCGCUGUGGGAAAAUCCUGGUUGGAGACCCCCACCAGCAGAUCUACACUUUCAAAGGAGCCGUGAACGCCUUAAACACCGUUAACCACACUCACAUCUUCUACCUCACACAGAGCUUUCGAUUUGGAGCAGAGAUCGCCUACGUGGGUGCCACCAUCCUCAGAGUUUGCAAGGGGGUUCAGAAGAUUCUUGUUGGGGGAAAGCAGAAGGAUGGUGUGUGUGAUGAGACGGCCAACAAGGCUCUGGAGGCGAUGAAGGCAGGAGUGAGUCACAGCAAAGGAAAGAUCGGCAUCCUGUCCAGAUGCAACACGGGUGUCUUCAAAACAGCGGUCCAGCUCACAGACGCUAACCCGCACUGCCGUAUCCACUUCAUCGGGGAUGUCCGAAACAUUGGCCUCGACAAGAUCAUGGACAUCUACAACCUGAAGACUUCAGCAGAACAAAAAGGCACAUUUAAAUCCAUCAAAGACCCCCUGAUUCGGUCUUUUUUGAAGAAAGAAGACGAUGCUUUCAUGGCCUUUAGGAAAUACGUGGAACAAACUGAAGACAAGGAGCUGGAGGGGAAAGUACACACUGUGAUGAAAUACCAAAACCGCAUCCCUGAACUGGUGACACGGCUGAACGGUUGCUCUGAAAGCAACUUCCACAAUGCAGACUUCAUAGUUGGGACCGUCCACAAGGCUAAAGGUCUGGAGUUUGACACCGUGAUCAUUAACGAUGACUUUGCCAGCGUGCCCGCAUCCGGACACAACCUCCGCUUUAUUCAGGAGUUCUCAUUUUCUAAAAUUGCAGAUGACGAAUGGAACCUGCUGUACGUGGCGGUGACUCGGGCCAGAACCUCCCUGGUUGCUUCGAAAACCAUCUACCGAAUCCUCUCGGUGGCUAAGGAAUACUUCCUCAAGUCUCAGAUGCCCGUUUCCUUGGAGGCGGGCGGUGAUCCUCUUCCAUGCUCCAUCCCAAACUGUCCCAACUGCGUCACACCGGGCUCGGCUUUCAUCAUGUCCAGACAAAGCAAGCAAUGUUCCGAUUGUGAGACUCACAGCGGUCCGCUGUGUGAGAGGUGUGUGUGGACGCGCAGCGGGCACGUGGCCUUCCUCAUGACGGACGACGUCUUCUCAAUGGCUGAAAUCCCACAGCAUCUCAGGCCGCCCAUCCACCACCCGUUUUUCAUGGCACUUUUUUUCUAACGGGGGAAAAAAAAGGUUCUGGAAUAAAAACUACUGUGGCGUUAACUUCAAAAAGCUGACAGGAUGCGAAGGACUUGUAUAAAUGCUGAGUCGCCUAAAACACAGAACCAGAGAACACACAGAGUUGUUUGUACUAGUUUUGUUAGA